UGCCUCUGUUCUUCUCACAUGUAUCUCCUGUUUCAAAGCUCUUUACCUUAUAAGAUCUCUUCAUCAGACCUUCUGACUGCUACAUCUGAUUUGUGCCACUUUCACACCUGUAUAGGUCCAGUGAGUGUAACUGUGUGUCUGUACAAUGGCGCUGCCAGCUGAGCACAUAUGAUCGGACAUGGAGGCCGUCAUCGCAGUCAACUCCACACAGGACGAGCUCCCACCCGAUGAUGACCCCGGUAACGUUGCUUUCCUUGACUACGACCCCAACACCGGUGCAACUCCCCCAGCUCUGCCCACAUUGGCAUUUGAGGGAGUGAAUUUUCCAGAGGACCCCAUUAGACUGCCGAGCAUACAGGUAGUGUUGAUCCUGGCCUACAGCACCAUUAUUGUGUUGGGGGUUCUGGGUAAUUCUCUCGUCAUCUACGUCAUCUACCGCUUCAAGACACUGCGUACCGUCACCAACUUUUUCAUUGCUAAUCUGGCUGUUGCCGACCUACUUGUCAACACUCUGUGCCUCCCCUUCACCCUCGUGUACACGCUGCAGAGGGAGUGGACAUUUGGUAGCACCCUUUGUUUCCUGCUGCCCUACGCCCAGGGGCUCACUGUUCAUGUCUCCACGGUGACGCUCAAUGUCAUCGCCCUGGAUCGCCACAGGUGUAUCGUCUACCACCUGGAGACUAGGAUGCGUAAGGAUGUGUGUUUCGGGGUGAUAGCAUUGACCUGGGUGCUGAGUGCUGUGCUGGCUAGCCCUCUGGCCAUCUUCAGAGAGUAUGGCUCUUUCACACUGGAACCUGGACACACCAUACAGGUGUGUACGGAGAAGUGGCCUGGUAAAAACACAGACGGCACCAUCUACAGCAUCUCCAUGCUCAUUCUGCAAUAUUUCCUCCCCCUGUCCAUCAUCUCCUUUGCCUACGCCCGCAUCUGGUCCAAACUGCGUGGCCACGUCAGUCCAGCGGAGAGUGGUGGCAACAGCAGCGUCGCUUCCGAGCGCCACCGCCGGCGCCGCAAAACCACCAAGAUGCUGGUGACCAUGGUGGUGGUGUUUGCUGUGAGCUGGCUGCCUUUCCAUGCCUUCCAGCUGGCCACUGACAUCGAUAGCACGGUGCUGGACAUGCGCGACUUCCGCCUGCUCUACACCGUGUUCCAUGUGAUUGCCAUGUGCUCCACCUUUGCAAACCCACUUCUCUACGGCUGGAUGAACCGCAACUACCGCGCUGCCUUCCUUGCCGUCUUUAAAUGUCGCAGGGGUGGGGAGAGAGGGAGGAGCGGGCGGCUGGACAGCAUUCACCCCGCCGGGGGAGGAGGAGGAGGCGGAAGGGCGAAGAAGAUAGUCCUUGAAACGCAGGAUGUCGUGUCUACACGCCUGAAUGCCACUGAUGUGUGAGAUCCUGAGGAGAGCUGGAGGAGAGGAAGAGAUGGAAGAAAAAGGAAGGCAAAGAAAAUUCUUUUGUCCCCCAGAAAACAAAAGAUUCCACAUGGAUACAGAAAGAGAAGGGACAUAAAGAUGGAAACAGAAAUGGCAUUAGUG
Messenger RNA from Archocentrus centrarchus (flier cichlid), 1534 nucleotides. RefSeq names its product neuropeptide Y receptor type 2-like. NCBI's taxonomy places the organism in Eukaryota, Metazoa, Chordata, Actinopteri, Cichliformes, Cichlidae. Bases 179 to 1390 code for a protein of 403 amino acids. Gene Ontology annotation, biological process: G protein-coupled receptor signaling pathway. The record is from RefSeq and is a predicted model, not a curated record. Gene Ontology annotation, molecular function: neuropeptide Y receptor activity. The transcript has 6 exons. Gene Ontology annotation, cellular component: membrane.